Molecule: messenger RNA, 2563 nt
Organism: Emiliania huxleyi CCMP1516
Lineage: Eukaryota; Haptophyta; Isochrysidales; Noelaerhabdaceae
Exons: 12
Coding region: 1-1902 (633 amino acids)
Biological process (GO): peptidyl-threonine phosphorylation; peptidyl-serine phosphorylation
Cellular component (GO): cytoplasm
Molecular function (GO): protein serine/threonine kinase activity; protein tyrosine kinase activity; ATP binding
Source: RefSeq, a predicted model, not a curated record
AUGGCCGAGGGCGAGCCGGCGGAGGCGCUGUGCUCCGAGCUGCUGGGGCUUCCCACCGACGCCGCUGCCGCCGUCGUCACGAGAUGGCUAGAAAAGCGCGGCAUGUCGCGCACGCUGACAAGCUUUGCGGACGAGGCACCCGGAACCGCCCAUAGCAAGCACAGUGGUGGGGUGUGCGCGGCUGUGGCGGGGCCGCAAGGGCCCAUGCACCGUGCACCGCUCGCGCGGACGCUCGCGCGCGCCGCCCGCCACCUCUGGAGGGAGGCCGAAGCGCACGGCCUCGCACCCGGUGCAUGCAGCCAAGAGGCGGCGGCUGAGCGCAGUGUUCCCCCGCUUCAGAUGGCGAGUGCGGCUGCGCUGGCUCCUCCCGAUGCGCGGGGCGGCGGCGAUGCGUCCGCAGGGGUGGGGUCGUCCAAGGCGAGCGCUGCAGCCAGCCCAGCGCGCCCGCAGCAGCGUCACGGCAGCGUCACGGCGCGUGGCUCGGCGCACAAAGUGGCGCCGACGGCAGAGGCGCUGCCAGUACCCGGCACGUCGUCGCGGCCGGGGAAGCUGUACGACGUGGAGCCGCUCUCGGCGCAGCAGGUGCCGGACGUGCUGCUCACCAAGCCGGACCCGAUCUUCCACGGCGAGAGGGACGAGCGCAAGCGCGAGUCUUGCCAGCUGCACGACUUUGCCAUGAUGGUGCACUACGACCGCUUCACCUCCGGCCUCGAGUCGGAGACGCACUUCCGCGUCGAGGAGAAGCAGGUCAUCGCCGGCCGGUAUGUGGUGAUCCAGUACCUCGGCAGCGGCACGUUUUGCCACACGGUGCAGUGUGAGGACCUGCGAGCGACGGGGAGGCACCGGUUCGUCUGCGUCAAGAUUUCGAAGAACACCAAGGAUAUCUUCGACCAGAACUUGUGGGAGGUGAAGCUUCUCAAGCUUCUCGCCUCGCAGAUGACGCCGCAGGAGGCGGAGAGGCUGCCGCUGCUGCUGAAUGUGUUUUACUUUCGCGAGACGCUGUUCAUUGUGUACGAGUUGCUGCGCGACAACCUGUACCACAUCUACAAGUACAUUGAGGAGUGCAGGCUGCCGCGCUACUUCACCGUCGAGAGGCUGCGCCACGUCGCAAAGCAGUGCCUGCUCACGCUGCAGUGCCUGCACCAGCGCGACGUCAUCCACUGCGACCUCAAGCCGGAAAACAUCCUCAUCUCGUCGCUCACCGCGUGCAAGAUCAAGGUGAUCGACUACGGCAACGCGUACUUGCACCACGACCAGCGCUGCUCCUACGUGCAGAGCCGCGCCUAUCGGGCACCGGAGAUUGCGACCGGUCUGCUGGACCCGCACAAGAAGCGAAUGCAGGCGGGCGUUCCUCAUCCGGCGCUCCUCGCCUCGCACAUCGCCGUGCUUGGCCCGCUGCCGCGCUCGUUGCUCCGGGAGGGCGCGCUCACCGACCACUACUUCGCCGACCAGUCCGACGCCGCGCAGCUGCGCAACGGGCUCCUCGUCUCUUUCAUCACCGAGCUGGUGCAGCCCGACCCGAACCUGCGCCCGGACGCGAAGCGAGCGCUCAACCACCCCUUCCUGGAGGGGUGCGCUGAGGAGUGCCCGCCGUACCGGCUCACCGAGGCGGACUCGCAGGUCGAGGCGGGCCUGAGGCUGCUGCAAAAGUACACCUCGCUCAACGACUCGCACAGCGGCGACGGCCGCUCUCCACACGCGAGCGGAGGGACGACGCUGCUGGGCGAGGAGGCCGGGACGCACGGCCCCGCGACGCCGACCGCCUUCCGCGAGCAGUGCUACAUGAACCGCGAGCGGCUCGAGAAGAAGCGGGCCCGCAAGUCGGGCUCGUCCAAGCUCGGCGGCGGCAGCGGCGAGAUGCCAAACCUCGACCACAUGGUCAUCUCGAACCCCGGCUCAUGAGGGUUGGCUCAUGAGGUCUGCCUCCCGCCGGCCUCGGGCCUCCGCCGCGGCCGUGGCGGCGGGCGCUCCUUGGCGGGUCGCGGGCGGGACCGGCGGCGGGCGAGCCCGGUGAUUCAUUGCUUUUGUGUUGCUGCUGCGGGGCUUGGGCGCCCCACACACCCCUCUUAUGGGUGGUGAGGCGUGGCGACGACGGAACUGGUGUGCGAUGAGCACCCCUUGCCGUGUCAGCCCCACUCGGUCGCGCGUUGCGCGGCCGCGAGGGCGUGGUUUGCGCCGGGGGGGGGGCCUCCGGCGCAGCCGCAGUACGCUUGCACACUAUCAGAGCUCUCUCUCUCCUCUCUCCCUCCCUCCCUCCCUCCCUCCCUCUUCGUUCUCUCUUCGUUCUCUCUUCAGUUUGAUACCUUGGGACACUUGUGUUGUGUGUGUGUGCGGUCCGCAUGUCGAUGUCGUGACAUGUCGUCGGACGGAGACGAUGGAUCGGGAGAGUCCAAGAGCAGUCCGUCUUACGCGCAUUGUGGUGUGCGUGCGAGAGCGAGAGCGCGCAGGGUCUGUGUUGCGCCGAUGCGACUGCCGUGGGCGCGCCGCCGCUCGCGGGACCAGCCCACCCUCCGUGUGGAGGGAGGGCUGAUCUCAAAGUGUUUUUUUAGAUUUACUCAUGCGC